AUGUUUACUAUCUCGUCUGUGAUUUCCACGCCGUGCAACGUCGUGCAGCGACGAUCUGGUACGUGUGCGCUGUCUGCGAAAAGAUACGAUCGCGUUGUUAAGCGCGCUAUAACCAGAACUGACAAGUCGUUUUCCCACCGACAGUCAAGAAGCAAAAUGCCACUACCAAGCGAUCAGGUGCGUCGAAAAAUAUCCAUUUGCAUACGUUUGGUCACUAUGAGCGCGACUGCACCGCAAGAAAUGGGUAAACGAGUUGCUGGCUCCUUUGCGCUCUCUUCUAUGGUUAAUGUACUUCCGGCGCUCGCGAUCGUUGACGAUCGACUGAACGGUGACGGUACUGGCUUGCCUCUCGGCAUCAACGACGGCGCCUUGGGCAUCAUUUUGGCGACCGUUCCGCUCGCCAUCUUUGGCCUCUACUUUAUCGCUGGUAAGCAAGAUGCUUCCAUUGUAGCUGGUGGCAAGGACGAUGACAGUGGGCUCUCGUUGUAA
This is a messenger RNA of Ostreococcus lucimarinus CCE9901, 489 nucleotides long. RefSeq names its product Photosystem II reaction center W protein, chloroplast precursor (gene PsbW). The record is from RefSeq and is a predicted model, not a curated record. Bases 1 to 489 code for a protein of 162 amino acids. Gene Ontology annotation, cellular component: chloroplast; photosystem II. The transcript is spliced from 3 exons. NCBI's taxonomy places the organism in Eukaryota, Viridiplantae, Chlorophyta, Mamiellophyceae, Mamiellales, Bathycoccaceae. Gene Ontology annotation, biological process: photosynthesis.